Cygnus olor (mute swan) is the source of this 2690-nucleotide messenger RNA. RefSeq names its product neurochondrin (gene NCDN). Bases 239 to 2398 code for a protein of 719 amino acids. Gene Ontology annotation, biological process: regulation of neuronal synaptic plasticity; neuron projection development. NCBI's taxonomy places the organism in Eukaryota, Metazoa, Chordata, Aves, Anseriformes, Anatidae. The record is from RefSeq and is a predicted model, not a curated record. The transcript has 7 exons. Gene Ontology annotation, cellular component: dendrite.
GGAACCGGAACCGACACCGGGGCGGCCUGUGAGGGCACCGCCUCGCCGGUACCGGGCCCUCGCAGCCGGCUAGGCCCGGCUCGGUGCGGAGCCCCCCCCCCCGUCCCGCUGCCACCCGCCGGCCUGGCCGUCACGGGUGGUUUGCCCACAGUCGUGCGAGGGGGCCGUUGGCUUCGGGGACUGCCCAGUAAGCUCCCCGUCGUUUCUGCUCAGUUCCUGCGCCGCCGGCCCCGUCGCCAUGGCCUCAGGCUCCGGAGCUGCACCCAAGGGUGCUGCGGGUGCCAGGAGCGCGACGCUGAAGAGGUGCCUCGACGUGCUGCGAGACGCCAGCAGCGACAGCGAGCAGUUUGCUGCCUUGCUUCUGGUGACCAAAGCAGUCAGAGCCGGAGAACUGGACUCAAAGACUCGUCGCCAGAUCUUUGACGCAAUUGGAUUCACGUUUCCAAAUCGCCUGCUGACCUCCAGGGAGCCCCCUUCGGGCUGUCCCGAGCACACCUUCAGGGCACUUGGCCUUACUCUGUUGGCAUGUUUCUGCACCGAUCCGGAGUUAGCUGGCCACUCCCAGAUCCUGAACAAAAUCCCAACCUUCAAUGACGUCCUGGUUUCCCCCUGUAAUCCGGACAGCACUUCCAUGAUCGAUGAUGCAUACCAGUGCCUGACUGCUGUCAUGGCCACUCCCAGGGGUCCCAGAGAGCUGGUGACCAAAGGAACAGUGGCUGCCCUCUGCCACGCCUAUGUGAAUGGCGAUUACGGCUCUGACCGUGCCUUGACGCUGCUCUUGGGGCUGCUGGCUGUAGCAGAGGUGAAGUGCUGGCAGAGAGAUGCUCCGCACCUCCUGGCCGUGCUGAGCAAGCUCUCUGAAGAGUUUCUCAAGGCUGAAGACAUGACCAAAUUUGAGCUGUGCGAGCUUUUGCCUCACUUUAUCCCCCUUUCAUCACCGCUCACACGGGACUCAAAGGGCUCUGAGUGCCUCCAUAGAAUUUACAAAGGGCUGGCCAAAAUUUUGGGCAGUAAACUCAGCCAUUCACAGCGGGACCCUGCUCUGAAGCUUGCUGCCUGCCUCAUGCAAGCCUGUGGGUCAGAGUGGAUCCCAGCAGGGAGUACCGGUAGCAAGUUCCUGGCCUUGCUGGUGAACUUGGCUUGUGUGGAGGUCCGCCUGACCCUAGAGGAGCCAGAUCCCAUGGAGACAGAGGGGAAAAAAGAAGUGGUAACGGCCUGCUAUGUCCUCAUGGAGAUGGGCAUCCAGGAGUGUCUGAAAGAAGAAGAAUCGCUGCUGGAAGAAGCACAGAAAAUGCAGCUCAUAAGGAUCAUGGAGGAAGCAUUUGGAGCUGUAAUAUUUUACUUGAGGCAGGUUAAAGAGGAGGAGCUGCAAGACCCUUUCAUAUUUGCUUCUGUCCGAAUCCUUGGAGCCUGGAUGGCAGAAGAGACGUCCGCCCUCAAGCAGGAAAUCUGUGAGCUGCUGCCUUUCCUCGUUCGUUACGCCAAGAAGCUUUUCAAAGAGAGCGGCACAGCUGAGGGUCUUCCCCAGACGGAUGGCGUGCAGGCUGGGCUGGCCAGCGCUGAAGGCUCUGUCUUACCCCAGGACGCUCUGAGAUUUCUGCUGCCUGGCUUUUGCCAUUUAACAGCCGAGGACAGGCCCAGGGAAAUCCUCAUCUCAGAAGGGGCACCGGCGCUGCUGUGUGACUACUUCCUGCAUCAGUGGAAGGGGCUGACCUCCGAGCCUGGGUCCCUAACUCCCCUGACAAGCACUGAAAUGAGCCUACAGACUGCGUGUGGGAUUUUCCUUAACCUGGUCGUGACUGCACCCGAGCUCAUCAGGCAAGAGAAAAGCUUUUGCUCCUUGAUGGACACGUUGCUGAAGUCUCUUCCAUUUCUGCUACCUCAGAAGGAUCACCUGGUUCUAGCAGCCAACGUUGCCACUCUGGGCUUGAUGAUGGCCAGGAUCCUUGCAAGUUCAGCAGUUCUUCAGGGAACCCAGUCUGCCAAGGAGUUUUUCGGAGCCACCAUUCGCUUCCUGUCAGAGGCCCACAUCACCCAAGCAGACCCCAGCAGCUGCUGCUCGGCCCUGGCCGUGUCCCCUGCCUACGCAAGUGCCUGGGGUGACAUCCGUGAGCUCUGGUUCCUGGGGAUGCAGGCGUUGGCCGGCUGCGUGCCGCUCUUCCCCUGGCUGCCGCAAGCUGUCCUCCAGGCGCGGUGGCUGGAAGGUCUCUCGGAGGUACUGACGCGCGUUGCUCCGGCCUCGGUGGAUUUUGAACUCGUUGCUGCUUUCCAGGGCGUGCUGCUCGAGCUGGCCAGAGCCAGCAAGCCGUGCAGGGAAGUGAUCCUGUCCCACCACGGCGAGGAGUGGGCCAACCUGUAUGGCAUGGCAGCUUUGGAACAGUGUCUGUCCGAGCGAUAGAGCCUCUGUUCAGCAGCACCCUGGUGCGGCAAGCGAAGCCAGGCACCCGCACGAGAUCUGUUCAGCAUUUCUCACGCACCCUUUGGUGCCAGUGACAACGAGAGGCAUUUUAACGACCAGCUUCAUAAAACCGGAGCAAUGCAGCGGAGCUCAACAGGAUUUGUUCUGUCCAGAACCCGACGUGAAGAACUGUUGGUGCCUCAGAACAUUUCAAGAUGUCCCUGCUUGACCUUCUGUCAGUACUUUGUUUUAAAAACAACCCAUUUUGUUAUUAAAGAGGUUUUCUAUUGCA